This is a messenger RNA of Selaginella moellendorffii, 1291 nucleotides long. RefSeq names its product lysine histidine transporter-like 2. The record is from RefSeq and is a predicted model, not a curated record. Gene Ontology annotation, cellular component: plasma membrane. Bases 69 to 1076 code for a protein of 335 amino acids. NCBI's taxonomy places the organism in Eukaryota, Viridiplantae, Streptophyta, Lycopodiopsida, Selaginellales, Selaginellaceae. The transcript is spliced from 6 exons.
UUUCCAGGGGGCCUGGGAUCUUCGUGCUCCUCCUCUCCUGGACCGUCACGCUCUACACGCUAUGGCAAAUGGUGGAGAUGCACGAGAUGGUGGAGGGCAAGCGCUUCGAUCGCUACCACGAGCUCGCGCAGGAGGCGUUUGGCGAGCGCCUAGGGCUGUGGAUCGUGGUGCCGCAGCAGCUCAUCGUCGAGGUCGGCGUCGACAUCGUCUACAUGGUCACCGGCGGGAAAUCGCUCAAGCGAUUCUACGAGCUGGUGAGCUGCGCGCCCGACGCGACCGGAUGCAAGCACAUCCGGCAGUCGUAUUGGAUCCUGGUGUUCGCGUCGAUCCACUUCGUGCUGGCGCAGCUCCCCAAUUUCAACUCCAUCUCGGGGAUUUCGCUCUCCGCGGCGGUCAUGUCUCUCAGCUAUUCCACGAUCGCCUGGACGACCGCGAUCCCCAAUGCCGGGGGGCCGGAUGUGAGCUACAGCUAUCCUCACUCCCCAUCGGCAGCCAACACGGUGUUCAAGGUUUUCAAUGCGCUGGGAGAGAUCGCGUUCGCCUAUGCCGGGCACAACGUUGUUCUUGAGAUCCAGGCAACCAUUCCAUCCUCGCCGAGCAAGCCGUCCAAGGGCCCGAUGUGGAAGGGAGUGGUGGUGGCGUACAUGGUCGUGGCGAUUUGCUACUUCCCGGUGGCUCUCAUCGGCUACUGGGCAUUUGGGAACGAUACUUCUUACGACAACAUUCUCCAACACAUCGGUACUCCACACUGGCUCAUCGCUGCUGCCAAUCUCAUGCUCGUUGUUCAUGUCAUUGGCAGCUACCAGAUUUACGCAAUGCCUGUGUUUGACAUGCUCGAGACGCUUCUUGUCAAGAAGCUCCACUUGCCUCCUGGCGUUUGCCUCCGUCUCAUCGCCAGAACAGUAUACGUUGCAUUUACAGCGUUUGUAGCGAUCACAAUCCCGUUCUUCGGAAAUCUUCUCGGUUUCUUUGGAGGAUUUGCACUAGCGCCCACAACUUAUUUCUGCACAAACCCAAGCGAUUCAGCCUUUCGUGGCUCGCAAACUGGAUAUCGAUCGUGCUGGGCGUGCUGCUAAUGAUAGCAGCCACAAUCGGGGGAUUCCGGAACUUGGUAAUGGAUGCGUCGACUUACAAGUUCUAUCAGUGAUUUAGAAGUGAGUGAUCCUCUCAAAAUAAUUUGCUACUUACUAGCGGAAGAGAAAAGAUAUCACAUCGAUCUCAUCCUUCUCUCGCUACUUGUAAUCUGUUUGUGCAAAUCCAGGCAGUGUCAAACAAUUGAGAGUGAGACAAA